GUGGCCCGAGGCAGCCAGGAUGACAGCUGUCCCCAGGAAUCCUGCUGCCUGCUGAGAAACAUGGUCAGCAAGUCCCCUCCUCUGUGCAUGUGUCCUGCAGGCUGGAAGCUCCUGGCCAUGUUGGCUCUGGUCCUGGUCGUCAUGGUGUGGUAUUCCAUCUCCCGGGAAGACAGGUACAUCGAACUUUUUUAUUUUCCCAUUCCAGAGAAGAAGGAGCCGUGCCUCCAGGGUGAGGCAGAGAGCAAGGCCUCUAAGCUCUUUGGCAACUACUCCCGGGAUCAGCCCAUCUUCCUGCGGCUUAAGGAUUAUUUCUGGGUCAAGACACCAUCUGCUUAUGAGCUGCCCUAUGGGACCAAGGGGAGUGAGGAUCUGCUCCUCCGGGUGCUAGCCAUCACCAGCUCCUCCAUCCCCGAGAACAUCCAGAGCCUCAGGUGCCGCCGCUGCGUGGUCGUGGGGAACGGGCACCGGCUGCGGAACAGCUCGCUGGGAGAUGCCAUCAACAAGUACGAUGUGGUCAUCAGAUUGAACAAUGCCCCAGUGGCUGGCUAUGAGGGUGACGUGGGCUCCAAGACCACCAUGCGUCUCUUCUACCCUGAAUCUGCCCACUUCGACCCCAAAGUAGAAAACAAUCCAGACACACUCCUCGUCCUGGUAGCUUUCAAGGCCAUGGACUUCCACUGGAUUGAGACCAUCCUGAGUGAUAAGAAGCGGGUGCGAAAGGGUUUCUGGAAACAACCUCCCCUCAUCUGGGAUGUCAACCCUAAACAGAUUCGGAUUCUCAACCCCUUCUUCAUGGAGAUUGCAGCUGACAAACUGCUGAGCCUGCCAAUGCAACAGCCACGGAAGAUUAAACAGAAGCCCACCACAGGCCUGUUGGCCAUCACACUGGCCCUCCACCUCUGUGACUUGGUGCACAUUGCCGGCUUUGGCUACCCAGACGCCUACAACAAGAAGCAAACCAUUCACUACUAUGAGCAGAUCACGCUCAAGUCCAUGGCGGGGUCAGGCCAUAAUGUCUCCCAAGAGGCCCUGGCCAUUAAGCGGAUGCUGGAGAUGGGAGCUGUCAAGAACCUCACGUCCUUCUGACCUGGGCUGUAGCCUGUCGGUUGUUGCCUACUCUGCUGUCUCGGUGACCCCCGCCCAUGGCUGUGGGGGUGCCUGGUGCCAGUAUGACCCACUUGGACUCACCCCUUCUUGGGGAGGGAGUUCUGGGCCUGGCCAGGUCUGAGAUGAGGCCAUGCCCCUGGCUGCUCUUAUGGAGCCGAGAUCCAGUCAGGGUGGGGGCGCUGGAGCCGUGGGAGCCCGGCCAGGGCAGGGGGCUCGUUGCUGUGGCACCCCCUCUCUGCCAGCACCAAGAGAUUAUUUAAUGGGCUAUUUAAUUAAGGGGUAGGAAGGUGCUGUGGGCUGGUCCCACGCAUCCAGGAAGGAGGCCAGUAGAGUAUUCUGCCCACUUUUUAUACAAACCUACAGUGAUCGCCCCACCAAGGCCUAGACACGGCACUGGCCUCCCAGGAGGGCAGGGGCAUUGGGAAUGGGUGGGUGCCCUCCAGAGAGGGGCUGCUACCUCCCAGCAGGCAUGGGAAAAGCACUGGUGUGGGGGUUCCACCGAGAAGGGGACCUCAUCUAGAAAAGAGGUUACAAACCUACCAUUAAACUAUUUUUCCUAAAACGGAA
This is a messenger RNA of Symphalangus syndactylus (siamang), 1674 nucleotides long. RefSeq names its product ST3 beta-galactoside alpha-2,3-sialyltransferase 4 (gene ST3GAL4). Gene Ontology annotation, molecular function: beta-galactoside (CMP) alpha-2,3-sialyltransferase activity; beta-D-galactosyl-(1->3)-N-acetyl-beta-D-galactosaminide alpha-2,3- sialyltransferase activity. Gene Ontology annotation, biological process: glycolipid biosynthetic process. NCBI's taxonomy places the organism in Eukaryota, Metazoa, Chordata, Mammalia, Primates, Hylobatidae. The record is from RefSeq and is a predicted model, not a curated record.